Plasmopara halstedii is the source of this 393-nucleotide messenger RNA. RefSeq lists its product as uncharacterized. The transcript is spliced from 4 exons. The coding region runs from base 1 to 393 and encodes 130 amino acids. The record is from RefSeq and is a predicted model, not a curated record. Lineage: Eukaryota; Oomycota; Peronosporomycetes; Peronosporales; Peronosporaceae.
AUGGACUCGAAGAAGCCUCAGAAGACUGUAGAUGCGCCCCCCAUGGCUGCAGGCCAGCCCGUUCAAGUAGACGCUUACGGUCGUCCAAUAGUUCAGGCUGUGCCGGCUCCACCCGGUGCCAUCCACGUAUCCAACAACUCCAAUAUUCGCCACGACGCACAGGGCAACGCGCUCUGUAAUACAUGCUCGGCGCCGUACCCACUACCUGCUGGCUGCACCAGUUGGAGAUGCCGAACGUGCGGAAAACUUAAUAACGCCAGUGUUUACGGGAACGAGUGGUGCAACAUUUUAUUGGCGUCUCUGAAUUUGCAAUUUAUUACUUUUAAUCAUCUUUUCAGGCCGCUACCGUCAUAUUUGUUGCCAUACCAUUUGUUGUCACGUAUGAAGGCAUGA